This is a messenger RNA of Fonsecaea erecta, 942 nucleotides long. RefSeq lists its product as hypothetical. The record is from RefSeq and is a predicted model, not a curated record. Gene Ontology annotation, cellular component: nucleolar ribonuclease P complex; ribonuclease MRP complex. The transcript has a single exon. NCBI's taxonomy places the organism in Eukaryota, Fungi, Ascomycota, Eurotiomycetes, Chaetothyriales, Herpotrichiellaceae. Gene Ontology annotation, molecular function: RNA binding. The coding region runs from base 1 to 942 and encodes 313 amino acids. Gene Ontology annotation, biological process: rRNA processing; intronic box C/D snoRNA processing; tRNA 5'-leader removal.
AUGUCCUCGACCGCGGCCUCGCUGCCAUUCUCGAUGGCGUCGGAACUCAAGGCGCUCAAGCACGAGAAGCGCAACCAACACCUGGCGCGUCUGCCCCCGAACGCCACCAUCCAGCGUCGGCCGCUGAACCACGCGCCCAUCGCCGACCUCCGCACCUCUUCGGGGCCUGGGGUCGGGGCUUCUAAGGCGCCGAAAGUCGUGUACGUGUCGUCGCGCACGCCCGUGGUUGCGGCGGUCAAGCGGGUCAAGAAGUACCUGGUGCACAUCGAGCGGCGCGCCCUUCACGACGCGGCCGCGGGAGGAAGAGUGGUGACGAACAAGCAUGGGCGUGGACCGGCCAAAGCCGUCGAGCGGGCGAACGAGGCGUUGGCGGUCGACAAAGAGGAAGUGCUGGUCAAGGCGAGUGGGCGGGCCAUGGCGCAGGCGUUGCGGGUCGGCGAGUGGUUUCGGAACAAGGAGAAGGACAUGCUCUGCCACGUCGAGGUUCGGGCCGGGAACGUCAGCACCGUGGACGACAUUGUCGAGGUCGAUUUGGAGGGACAUCAUCCUGAUGAGGACGAGGACGAGGACGAGGACGAGGACGAGGACAAGGGGGAGAAGGGACACGGUGAGGGAAGUGAGAAUGUCGACGAAGCACCGCACGACGACGCAGAGUCUUCAAACCUGCAAUGCGGCCAUACGACGCUGGACUUGUUGGGAGGCGCGGACGUGUCUACAAUGAGCUCGGGUGAGAAAAAGAGCCAGGAAUCGGCGGAUGAAGCACCACAGGGGACGUUGGCGGCACAGAGCACGGCUGAUAUCGAAGUGGACAACUCCCUGCCCAAGCACAGUCGACGGAAGAGAAGAAAGCGUAAAAGACCAAUGUACGACGCAGAUGAUCUUCCCGAAGCACGGAUCAGGUGGAUCAAGACUGUCGAGGUUGCGAUAUCUCUACAGACUUGA